Molecule: messenger RNA, 2607 nt
Organism: Fusarium vanettenii 77-13-4
Lineage: Eukaryota; Fungi; Ascomycota; Sordariomycetes; Hypocreales; Nectriaceae
Exons: 1
Coding region: 1-2607 (868 amino acids)
Source: RefSeq, a predicted model, not a curated record
AUGCGUUCUUUCGUCGCCUUGGCGGCUCUCGCCCUCUCGGGCAGCUUCGACCUUGCUGCCGCCGGUCCUUGCAGACCUAGCAACACUGUGUCUACCUCUGCUACUGGCUCUGCCACCGAGACAUCCUCUGGUGCCACUUCGUCCUCUACCGAAACCACUGGUCCUCGCAUCAUCAAGAACAUCUGCCAGAACGGUGGCUUCCAUGACCUCGACCCCGAGGAUCCCAGCAACGUCCCCAACUUCACCACUGAGGGCGGUGCUGAGGGCAGCACGACUGGAGGCUACAAGGGUGAUGGAAGCAACGACAACAACUGCGUCAAGUUCACCGUCAGCUCGACUCCCACCAAGCACAAGCGAGCUGUCGGCGACACGGCCAGCCUGAGCCAGGAGCUGUCCGACCUCAACACCGCGACUCCCUACACGGUUCGCUUCUUCUACUUCAUCCUCACUGCCCCUACCGAGCAGAACAUCUGCACACUCGAGGGUUUCAUUGGCUCUCAGCAGUUCUUCACCACCUUCAUCUACAGCACCGGUACCGCUGCUUUCUACAACACCGCCCUGGUGUCCACCAACGUCCCCUCCUCGGUGGCUCCUCUUUCCAUCCGCGCCAGCUGCUCGUCUGGUGGUAUUGCUGCCCUCUUUGUCGACUCCAUCUUCAUGUCCAACCAGGUCACUCCCCAGAACAUCAACGACUACAGACUUGACUUUGGUGAUGGUGAUAUCCGUGAGCCUGUCUCUUCUCCCACCACUGUGGCCACCACUCAGGAGGCUACCACUCAGUCCGCCACCGAGACUGGUACUGAGACGGCCACCGAGUCUGGCUCUGCUACCGAGACUGCCACAGGCUCUGCCAGUGAGUCCGCUACCGAGACUGAGACCGGUACUGAGUCGGCCACUGGCACCGAGACCGCCUCUGAGACCGAGACUGCCUCCGAGACUGAGACUGCCACCGAGUCCGCUACCGAGACUGGUACUGAGACGGCCACUGAGUCUGGCUCUGCUACCGAGUCGGCCACUGGCACUGAGUCUGCCACAGAGACUGCCUCCGAGACUGCUACCGAGUCCGCUACCGAGACUGAGUCUACUACUGAGACCGCCACUGAAUCCUCUACCGAGACUGGCACCGAGACCGCCUCUGAGACUGCUACUGAGUCUGCCACUGAGACCGAGUCGACCACUGGCACCGAGACUGCCAGCGAGACUGGUACUGAAUCCUCUACCGAGACCGCCACCGAGUCUGCCUCUACUACUGAGUCUGCCUCCGCCACCGAGUCUACCACCGAGUCCGGUUCCACCACUGAGGGUGCCUCGACUACCGAGACUGCCUCUGCCUCUGGUUCUACCACCGAGACCGCCUCUGAGACCGCUACCGAGACCGAGACUGCUACUGAGACGGCCACUGAGUCUGGUUCUACCACUGAGACCGCCUCUGCUACCGAGUCCGCCUCCACCACCGAGACUGCCUCCGAGACUGCCUCUACUUCUGAGACUGCCUCUGAGUCCGCCUCUACCUCCACUGAGGCUGGUUCUACUACAGAGACUGCCUCUACCACUGCCUCGGAGUCUGCUUCCACCUCUACUGAGUCCGGCUCCACCACGGAGUCUGCCUCCACAACCGAGAGUGCCUCUACUACUCAGUCCGCUUCCGAGUCUGCCUCUACCUCCACUGAGUCGGCCUCUGAGACUGCUUCCACCACUGCCUCUGAGACCGCCUCUUCUUCCACUGAGACUGCCUCUACCACUGCCUCGGAGUCUGCUUCCACCUCUACUGAGUCCGGCUCCACCACGGAGUCUGCCUCCACAACCGAGAGUGCCUCUACUACUCAGUCCGCUUCCGAGUCUGCCUCUACCUCCACUGAGUCGGCCUCUGAGACUGCCUCUACCACUGCCUCAGAGACUGCUUCUUCCUCGACCGAGUCUGCCUCUUCCACUGAGUCUGCCUCCUCGACUGAGUCCGGCUCUACCACCGCCUCUGAGACUGCCUCUACCACUGCUUCUGAGACCGCCUCCACCACUGACUUCACCACCACCACCACCACUGCUGAGUCUACCACCACCACUGCCGAGUCCACCACCACCAGCGAUGCCCCUGCUUGCUACACCGCCGACGUUGUUGACGCUGGUGGCUUCGAGGGUGACGAGGCCUUCACCUACUGGACCUUCAAGGGCAAGUCCGGCGUCGUCGACAACAAGGCCAACCGACCCAGCCACUCUGGUGACAGCUCUGCCUUUGUCCGCUGGCCCCAAGGCAACAAGAAGGCCAGCUUGACUCAAACCGUCACCGGCCUCGUCCCCGGCGCCACCUACACCCUCGGCUACUGGUACCACGUCGCCAAGGGCGAUCACCUCCCCUUCUACGAGUGCGACAUCCUCGUCCGCUUCGACGGUGUCAACUUUGACGACUUUGACCCCUUCUACGACGCCAACGCCUGGAACACCUACGUCCAGCGCUACAACACCGUCGUCCCCUCUAGCGACACGGCAGUCCUGUCGCUCGAGCUGUCGUGCAAGAACAACCCUGACGCCUUUUACAUCCAGCUGGAUGAUAUCCAUCUCAACCGUGUCUGCCCCAGCGGCGGUGACGAUGAGGAGGAGGAGGCUGAGUAG